GCCGUGAACAUCACGGCUAAUUGGAAGUCUCUUACUUAACUUUAACUUUCGGAUUAGUUGUUUUAGUUUUUUUUCUUUCCUCUGCAAUACCUAUCGAAUACCAAAAUGUCGGACCAGUCGAGAAGUAACCUCCUGCUGUUCUUCGACCGCCCAACGGAGCCAUGCUUCAUGCAGAAAGGGGACGACGCCAUCUUCCAACUGCCUGACAAUUUCUACCCCGACAAAUACAAGACCGUCAGCAGCACCCUUGCCAAUCGCUUCGGUGAAAAUGCGCAGCGAAGCAUCCCUGUGCGCAACAUUGCCUUACCAGACCUUUCUCUGCCUAUGGAACUUCCCUACAAUGACCAAUUCUCACUUUUUGUGCCUAAGCACAGGAAAAUGGCUGGAAAGCUUAUCGAUAUUUUUAUGGGUAUGCGUGACGUGGACGAUUUACAGUCGAUUUGCUCAUACUGCCAAAUGAGAUUGAACCCUUACAUGUUCAACUACUGCCUAUCGGUAGCUAUUCUACAUAGAGAAGAUACGAAGGGACUGAACAUUCCCACCUUCGCGGAAACUUUCCCAGACAAGUUUAUGGAUCCUAAAGUAUUCCGUCGUGCUCGUGAAGUGAGUACUAUUGUGCCUGUGGGCAAUAGAUUGCCACUUGUCAUUCCUCAAAAUUACACAGCGGCGGAUUCUGAUCCAGAACAACGUGUAGCGUACUUCCGUGAGGAUAUCGGCAUCAAUCUACAUCAUUGGCACUGGCAUCUUGUGUACCCAUUUGACGCUGCUGACCGCGCAAUUGUCAACAAGGACCGACGUGGAGAACUAUUCUACUAUAUGCACCAACAGAUCAUCGCUAGAUACAGUGCAGAGAGAUUAUGCAAUAAUUUAGGACGUCCUAAGCGAUACAAUGACUUCCGAAGCCCCAUUGAAGAGGGCUACUUCCCCAAGCUUGACUCCCAAGUUGCCAGUCGUGCCUGGCCACCGAGGUUUGCAGGUUCCACCAUCCGAGAUAUUGAUCGUCCCAUAGAUCAGAUUAGGAGUGAUGUAUCACAACUUGAAAUUUGGAGAGAUCGAUUCCUCCAAGCAAUUGAAACCAUGUCAGUCACUUUGCCGAACGGUCGUCAAAUGCCAUUAGAUGAGGAAACUGGUAUAGAUGUGCUAGGAAAUCUCAUGGAAUCGUCUAUUAUUAGUCGUAACCGAGGCUACUAUGGAGAUUUACAUAACAUGGGCCACGUUUUCAUCUCAUAUUCUCACGACCCUGACCACAGGAACUUGGAGCAAUUUGGCGUCAUGGGUGAUUCUGCUACUGCAAUGCGUGACCCUAUAUUUUACCGUUGGCAUGCAUAUAUUGAUGACAUAUUCCAGCUGUACAAGAACAAACUUCCUCCCUACCCCGCUGAAAGGUUAGAUUUCCCAGGUAUCCGAGUGUCUUCAAUCGGUAUUGAAGGGUCUAGUGGAGCUAACCUUUUAAACACUCAAUGGGAGCAAAGUACGGUAGAGCUUGGUCGAGGGCUUGAUUUUACUCCUCGUGGAUCUGUGCUCGCACGCUUUACACAUUUGCAACACGAUGAGUUCAACUAUGUUAUUGAUGUUAACAACUCAAGUGGCUCAGAUAUGAUGGGUACAGUGAGAAUCUUCAUGGCACCGAUACUGGAUGAGGGUGGCAACCAGUUGUCUUUCGAUGAACAACGCAGACUUAUGAUUGAGCUUGAUAAAUUCACAGAAGCAUUACCUGCUGGCACAAGAACUAUUCGUCGCCGAAGCUUGGACUCAUCAGUCACUAUUCCAUAUGAAAGGACCUUCCGCAAUCAGAACACUCGUCCUGGUGACCCAGGUUCCGCUCAGUCUGCUGAGUUCGACUUCUGCGGCUGUGGAUGGCCUCAUCAUAUGCUAAUACCUAAGGGCACCGAUAGAGGAUACCCUAUUGUAGUUUUCUGCAUGAUUUCUAAUUGGAACGAAGACCGGGUGAUUCAAGACUUGGUGGGCAGUUGUAACGAUGCGGCUUCAUACUGCGGUAUUCGUGAUCGCAAGUAUCCUGACCGACGUUCAAUGGGUUACCCCUUCGACCGCCCGACUCCAGCCUCCAGCAUAACUGACUUCAUGACCCCGAAUAUGGCUGUUCAACAGUGCACCAUCCGAUUCACUAAUGCAACCAGACAGCGUGGUCAGCAGGGGUAAGGGACAGGAGUUAAAGUAAGAGACAGGGAUAGUAUUCAAAUAAAAUUAAUUGCUUAAACUAAUUAUCUUUAAAAAAUUAAAACUUAUGUUUUAUCAAAUUUCUGAUCAGCCGGUGAUUUAGUUUGAUGUUUGGUAGUGCUAUUGAAUAUAUGUAUGACCCUGUCUCUUGUGUUU
Pararge aegeria (speckled wood butterfly) is the source of this 2334-nucleotide messenger RNA. RefSeq names its product phenoloxidase subunit 1. NCBI's taxonomy places the organism in Eukaryota, Metazoa, Arthropoda, Insecta, Lepidoptera, Nymphalidae. Bases 106 to 2160 code for a protein of 684 amino acids. The transcript has 2 exons. Gene Ontology annotation, molecular function: oxidoreductase activity. The record is from RefSeq and is a predicted model, not a curated record.